AUGCAAUCACCAUCAACUCAACUCCUCCGCGCGCUGCGCACUUCGUUAGCGCACGCCCAGCGCACCAACCUCACUCGACUUCCCUCCUUCCCAUCAACAGCCUCAGCCUCACCAUGCCAAUCCAUCUCAUCCCCCAGCGUUAUCCUUCCCUCAACACGCCGCAACAAUAGCUCAGCAGUCCGACCAACACGCAUGAUCCCACGUUCUCACUCCCACAAGCCCACCAGCCACGACCGCGGCCCAGAGUCCAAAGAAGACACCCAGACAGACUUCAAUGCGCUGAAUGUCCUGGGCAACAUCCCCGCGCCUACGACUGCCAUCGAUGCAUGCCUCGACUCUGGAUUUCAUCUCAAUAAUGGCGUCAAAGUGAGCAACGGCGAUGGGGUGUUGCUCGUUGGUGGUGAGGCGUUUGCGUGGCGGCCGUGGAAGGCUGUUGAGGGCGCCGAGAAUGAUAAUACGGCGAGGGACACUAUGAUCAAUUCUAAGGGCCAAUUUGAGCUCGAUGAGUCUGUUUGGGGGUUGUUGAACCUUGUGUGGCCGAAACCUGAUAUGCUUAUUCUCGGCCUUGGUGGCUCGAUGUUCCCGCUUUCACCUGAAACUAAGCGCCAUAUCAACUCGUUGGGCAUUCGGGUCGAUAUCCUGGAUACUCGAAAUGCGGCCGCGCAGUUCAAUUUGCUCGCCACUGAGCGUGGUGUCACUGAAAUUGCUGCUGCCAUGAUUCCCAUCGGGUGGAAAGCUAGGCCUCUCUAG
Molecule: messenger RNA, 750 nt
Organism: Penicillium soppii
Lineage: Eukaryota; Fungi; Ascomycota; Eurotiomycetes; Eurotiales; Aspergillaceae
Product: Mth938-like domain-containing protein
Exons: 2
Coding region: 1-750 (249 amino acids)
Biological process (GO): mitochondrial respiratory chain complex I assembly
Cellular component (GO): mitochondrial inner membrane
Source: RefSeq, a predicted model, not a curated record